AGAAACCCUUCUCUGCAUUCACUCAACGCCCCGCCUCAAAUCUCAACGACCGCUUUCUAUUCUCCUAUUAAACGGCCCAGAUUCCAUUCAUCUUCCCCCAGUAGCCCAUCACAAUUCACCACCUAAGCACUUGCAAACAAUUACAAUCAACUCAAACACAACGAUCUCAUUCACUCUUAAAUGUAAAAUAUGAAAGACUGUUAACAAGAAAGCAAAAAGAAUUUUCAGUCUCUAGAGAGAGAAUAUCAGAGUUAGAGAGAGAGAGACAGAGAGAUGAAGAUCACAGCGCUUUUGGUAUUGAAGUGCAAUCCUGAUGGAUCGGAUCCGGUGAUUUUAGCAAACGCUUCCGAUGUGAGCCAUUUCGGAUACUUCCAGAGGUCUAGCGUCAAAGAAUUCACAGUUUUUGUCGGACGGACCGUCGCCAAACGCACCUCUCCCGGCCAACGCCAGUCCGUCCAGCACGAAGAGUACAAGGUUCAUUCUUACAGCUGUAAUGGCCUUUGUGCGGUGGGGUUUAUGGAUGAUCACUAUCCUGUACGAAGUGCUUUUUCCCUUUUGAAUCAGGUGCUAGAUGAGUAUCAGAAGAAUUUUGGUGAUUCAUGGAGGACUGCACAAGCAGAUAAUACUCAACCUUGGCCAUAUUUGAAUGAAGCAUUGACCAAGUUCCAAGAUCCUGCAGAGGCAGAUAAGUUAUUGAAAAUUCAGAGGGAGUUGGAUGAGACAAAAAUUAUCCUUCAUAAAACUAUUGACAGUGUGCUCGCACGAGGUGAGAAACUAGACAGCCUAGUUGAGAAGAGUUCAGAUCUGAGUGCUGCUUCACAGAUGUUCUACAAGCAGGCAAAGAAAACCAAUCAAUGUUGUACGAUACUGUAAGCUGUCGAAGCAAGCAGCAUAAUGUAAUGCUAGCGUUGAAGGGAUGGUUGACAAUGUGAAAUGUAAUAUAUUUAUAUCAUUUAUCAAUUUGUUUGUCUGCUGGAACAGGGGAAUAUCCUCUUUCUGGAAAUUUUCUCUUGGAUCAAAAGGAAAGGAAAAACCUGAAUAUCAACAUUAGAGUUUCUUAUUAUAGUUCCAUGCACAUCAGUUGAGUAAGCAUUGUUAUUUCACUUCCUUCACUUA
Molecule: messenger RNA, 1116 nt
Organism: Hevea brasiliensis (rubber tree)
Lineage: Eukaryota; Viridiplantae; Streptophyta; Magnoliopsida; Malpighiales; Euphorbiaceae
Product: VAMP-like protein YKT61
Exons: 6
Coding region: 274-873 (199 amino acids)
Biological process (GO): endoplasmic reticulum to Golgi vesicle-mediated transport
Cellular component (GO): Golgi apparatus; membrane
Molecular function (GO): SNAP receptor activity
Source: RefSeq, a predicted model, not a curated record